Messenger RNA from Zalophus californianus (California sea lion), 3328 nucleotides. RefSeq names its product intraflagellar transport 81 (gene IFT81). Bases 513 to 2645 code for a protein of 710 amino acids. Gene Ontology annotation, biological process: intraciliary transport; cilium assembly. The transcript has 22 exons. Gene Ontology annotation, molecular function: tubulin binding. NCBI's taxonomy places the organism in Eukaryota, Metazoa, Chordata, Mammalia, Carnivora, Otariidae. The record is from RefSeq and is a predicted model, not a curated record. Gene Ontology annotation, cellular component: intraciliary transport particle B; centrosome; cilium.
GGAUGAGCACGAUGCGCGGCGUGUCGUACUCGAACAAGAAGGCGGCCAGCACCGCGCAGCAGCCCGCCAUGGCCGGCUGCUACCGCGCCGCCCGGCUCCGCGCUCUGCGCCCCGCCACCCGGCCCGCCGCCUGGGAGAAUUGGAAAAUAAAGGGAAGUGGAGGAAACGCCCACGAUUCUACUCCUCGAACAUAAUUUUCCACGUUUGUUCAUUCCCUUUCAGCUGACAUCACAAAGUACAGUGGUCUCCAGUCCUCACCGUGGCUCAGGACCCGUAAACGCACUUUGCAAGUGGGCGGGGCACCUCACUUUGCCCAGCCAGGUACCUCGGCUCCAGCGCGCGCCCGCAAGGGCCCCGCGGAAACGCCCCGGCCCACCCGCCGGAAGUGACGUAAUGCCACGGCCUAGCAACCGUUGCCAAGGAGCUCGUCUCUAGGAACCCUGUAGAGCCUGGAUGCCUCCUGCGGGGGGGAAAAGAGGUUUCUUGAGGAGAAUUUGAGUUAUGACCUAAUUAUGAGUGAUCAAAUCAAAUUCAUUGUGGACAAUCUCAAUAAGGAGCCUUUUAGGAAGAACUAUAAUUUAAUCACAUUUGAUUCCCUGGAGCCAAUGCAACUAUUGCAAGUUCUCAAUGAUGUUCUGGCUGAGAUUGACCCAAAGCAAGUUGUUGAUAUCAGAGAGGAGAUGCCAGAGCAAACAGCCAAAAGGAUGUUGAGCCUUCUUGGUAUCCUCAAAUAUAAACCUCCAGGAAAUGCCACAGACAUGAGUACCUUUCGUCAGGGUCUGGUGAUUGGAAGUAAACCUGUAAUUUACCCAGUGCUCCACUGGCUUCUUCAGAGAACUAAUGAACUGAAGAAAAGAGCAUAUUUAGCUCGUUUUUUAAUAAAACUUGAGGUACCAAGUGAGUUUCUUCAGGAUGAAACUGUGGCUGAUACCAAUAAACAGUAUGAAGAGCUAAUGGAGGCCUUUAAAAAUUUGCAUAAAGAAUGUGAGCAGCUCAAGACAUCUGGAUUUUCUACAGCAGAAAUAAGAAGGGAUAUCAGUGCAAUGGAGGAAGAAAAGGAUCAGCUCAUUAAGAGAGUUGAACGUUUGAAGAAAAGGGUGGAGACAGUUCAGAAUCAUCAACGGAUGCUUAAAAUAGCAAGGCAACUUCGAGUUGAAAAAGAGAGAGAAGAAUUUCUUGCACAACAGAAACAGGAACAAAAGAAUCAGCUAUUUCAUGCAGUGCAGAGACUGCAAAGAGUACAAAACCAGCUGAAAAGUAUGCGCCAUGCAGCAGCAGAUGCAAAGCCUGAAAGUUUAAUGAAGAGGCUAGAGGAGGAGAUAAAAUUUAAUUCUUAUAUGGUAACUGAAAAAUUUCCUAAAGAAUUAGAGAGCAAGAAAAAAGAAUUGCAUUUUUUACAAAAAGUGGUUUCAGAGCCUGCCAUGGGCCAUUCUGAUCUUCUUGAGCUUGAAUCUAAAAUAAAUGAAAUAAACACACAGAUCAAUCAGCUGAUUGAAAAGAAAAUGAUGAGAAAUGAGCCAAUUGAAGGCAAACUCUCACUAUAUAGGCAACAGGCAUCCAUCAUUUCUCGUAAAAAAGAAGCCAAAGCUGAGGAACUUCAGGAAGCAAAGGAGAAGUUAGCCAACCUAGAGAGAGAGGUGUCAGUGAAGACAAAUCAGACCCGUGAAUUUGAUGGCACCGAAGUUUUGAAGGGAGAUGAAUUCAAACGAUAUGUCAGUAAACUUCGAAGCAAGAGUACAGUUUUCAAAAAGAAGCAUCAAAUAAUAGCUGAAUUUAAAGCUGAAUUCGGUCUCUUGCAGAGGACAGAAGAACUUCUUAAGCAACGUCAUGAAAAUAUUCAACAUCAACUGCAAACUGUUGAAGAGAAAAAGGGUAUAUCUGGAUAUAGUUACACCCAGGAAGAGCUAGAAAGGGUAUCUGCACUGAAGACUGAGGUUGAUGAGAUGAAAGGCCGAACGCUUGACGACAUGUCUGAAAUGGUAAAAAAGCUGAAUUCACUGGUAUCUGAAAAGAAGUCAGCUCUAGCCCCAGUUAUAAAAGAACUACGACAGUUGCGUCAGAAAUGUCAAGAACUAACCCAGGAGUGUGAUGAAAAGAAAUCCCAGUAUGAUAGCUGUGCAGCAGGCCUUGAAAGCAACCGAUCCAAAUUAGAACAGGAAGUCAGGGGACUACGUGAAGAAUGUCUUCAAGAAGAAAGUAGAUACCAUUACACAAAUUGUAUGAUCAAGAACCUAGAAAUACAACUUCGUCGAGCUACCGAUGAGAUGAAGGCAUAUGUCUCUUCUGAUCAACAAGAAAAAAGAAAGGCAAUUAGGGAGCAGUAUACAAAAAAUAUUGCUGAACAGGAAAACCUUGGAAAGAAACUCCGAGAAAAACAAAAAGCUGUACGAGAAAGUCAUGGUCCAAAUAUGAAACAAGCAAAAAUGUGGCGUGAUUUCGAACAGUUGAUGGAAUGUAAGAAACAGUGCUUUCUGAAACAACAAAGCCAAACUCCCAUGGGUCAGAGCCAAAUACAGUUGCCAUUCAGACCGUCCUCAAGGAGGCCCUACUGUAGCAACUGCCCAAGUAUCAUCCUCUUGGUUAACCAGACAGAGAACAAAGUAAAUACAAUGUGCCGCUUUAUAAUUAGAAAUAAUUGCCAGUAGGACCUGGAGACUUUGCCAUCUUAACCACUGCCUCAUUCUCAGUAUUUAAGGGUAUCUGAUGUAAAUCUAACACUAGAACUCCCAUCAGGCUUUGGGUAAAGUUAUAGAAUAUUUAACAUGCUUAGAAUUGCAUCCGUAUGAUGAUUGUUUAAAAGCAGAGAUGAUAACUCAGGAAGGCAUAUGGUACAGGUUUAGAAUAGUUGGUAGCUAUUCUCAGACUUGACCUAUUGUACAUGAUUGUAAAUGAACGCCUGUCCUUUAUGGCUUAUCUUGUAUCAAAUUGUCAGAGGCCGUUCCAAGCAAUGAUUACAUUUCAGAGUUAAUGUAAAGAAAUUUUAAAAAUUCUAUGAAAGAUUUUGUGAUUUACUCAAGAUAGAUUCUAUGACCUUUUAAGUUUGUUGAAAGAGGAAGCUAGUGUGUUGUAAAACCAGUUAAAAUAAGAAUAAACUUGGAAAUAUAAAAUAGCAUCAGCUCAUAGACCUUAGGGAAGAUAACUAAUGGCCCAGGCCCUAAAAUUCCAAUUUAUUUAGAAAUAAGUUUUUGUAAAAACUUGAUAUAAAUAGAAAUAUUUUUCAGUCCAGUCCUCUUUAAUGAAAUGCCAUAAAAAUAAAAGACUAGCACAUAAACUUUCCUUUUUUUUUUCUAUUUGUAACCAAAAGCAUUGCAUAAUCAGGCAGGAACAA